AUGACCUCCUCUGGCACUGAUAGUCAAGUGCCUGCGGCGCCCAUUGCUAGUCCUUCCAGCGGUGAUUCUUCGACGGCACUCUUUGCUCAACUAAACAUCAACGGCAACAAUGUGGUCUCAUUGACCUCUGCCCUGUCUGUGGUCGUACAAAACACAGUCAUUGUGACUAUUCAGGAAGUGGCUGCUGCCGCUCCAGUAGUCACCAUUGCAGCUCCUACUGCAUCACCUGUCAUCGACUCGACGGUCACUGUGGCAUCUACUGCAACUAAUUCCACCCCACCAGUAACUACCACACCCCCAGCCAUUGUCGCUGCUACUGUAACUCACACGCAGGCUCAUUGUGGGGUGAUUUAUAUCACUCCUGAGCCAAAUUCCGCUGGCCCUUUCUACUGGAUCAGCCGUGGGCGUCACAUUGGUGUUGUUGCGACUUGGCAGUGGACAUCCACCUAUGUGACCGGGGUGAGCCGUUCAUCCUAUUCCAGAAUUCGCUCUGCUGCCGAGGGGAUUAGAUUGAUUGAGGAAGCGAUUGACUGUGGGGAUACCGAAGUAAUUCCUUGA
This is a messenger RNA of Suillus paluster, 558 nucleotides long. RefSeq lists its product as uncharacterized. The coding region runs from base 1 to 558 and encodes 185 amino acids. The transcript has 3 exons. NCBI's taxonomy places the organism in Eukaryota, Fungi, Basidiomycota, Agaricomycetes, Boletales, Suillaceae. The record is from RefSeq and is a predicted model, not a curated record.